AUGAAUUUUAAACUUCUGCGGUGUGAUGAAAACUUAAAAAGAAUUAAAAUCAAGUUUUCCGCUUUUAUGACAAAUGUUCAACAUGUUUUUGUUUAUAUCAUUAUUAAAGCAGAAUAUGAUGGCAGAUUGAUUUUAAUUGAUUUUAAGCUUUUUUCGUGCAUUUAUUGUUUGAAAUCUGUUACUAUAGCACAUCACGAUGGUCUUUUACAAGUAAGCUGCGCUCUGUUUGAAUUGAAUGGAAAGAAGUAA
Messenger RNA from Clunio marinus, 249 nucleotides. The record is from the annotation of a GenBank genome assembly. NCBI's taxonomy places the organism in Eukaryota, Metazoa, Arthropoda, Insecta, Diptera, Chironomidae.